This is a messenger RNA of Danio aesculapii, 1281 nucleotides long. RefSeq names its product 4-galactosyl-N-acetylglucosaminide 3-alpha-L-fucosyltransferase 9. The transcript is spliced from 2 exons. Gene Ontology annotation, molecular function: alpha-(1->3)-fucosyltransferase activity. The coding region runs from base 72 to 1247 and encodes 391 amino acids. The record is from RefSeq and is a predicted model, not a curated record. Gene Ontology annotation, cellular component: membrane. Lineage: Eukaryota; Metazoa; Chordata; Actinopteri; Cypriniformes; Danionidae.
GUGAAGCUCUGGGACCGUUUGUGAGCAUGUGGGAUUUUAACUAAACAUUGGAUCACAGCUGAAGCUCAGUGAUGGAGCCGCAGAACUCCUCGUCCUCCUCACACAGAGCCCUGCAGAACCUCCUGGCUGCAUUGGCUUUACUCACAUGUUUCUCUGCUAUCUUCUACGUGUACUACAAGCCGACUGAGACCGCAAACUGGCAGAAAUGUCCCGCCAUUCCCCAGCAUGCGGUCUGCAGGGACAUCUGUAUCAGCGCUCUCCAGAAACCAAACCAAAUCCACAUUAUAAACAACACGUGCACUGUAAACCUGACCUCCAUCAGCAGCCACUUCACACAGACAUCGACAGCCAAAACUCCUGACACCGUAAUCCUGAUCUGGACUUGGCCUUUUGGAGCAAAGUUUGAUUUAGAUAGCUGCAGCUCGAUGUUUGACAUCCACGAUUGCCAUCUGACAGAUAACCGGAGUUACUUUGAGAAAGCAGACGGUGUUUUCUUCCACCACAGAGACAUUUAUGAAGAUUUAUCCAACGUUCCCAAUCAACCGAGACCUCGGCUCCAGAAAUGGGUCUGGAUGAAUAUGGAAUCUCCCAGUAAUUCACCACGGUAUCCCAGUCUGAAUGAUCUGUUCAAUCUGACCUCAUCGUACAGGCUGGAUUCAGACAUCAGCGUUCCUUACGGACGACUGAUUCGAGGGAAAACCAAUGGGAUCAUCCCAAAGAAGACGAAGCUUGUUUGCUGGAUCGUGAGCAACUGGAACUCAGCCUACAAGCGUUCUCAAUACUACGAAGAGCUUAAAGAGCACAUUACUAUAGACGUCUAUGGAAACGCAUUCCACAAGCGCAUCAGCAGUGAGGACUACACCUCUGUUGUGUCCAGCUGCAGAUUCUACCUGUCCUUCGAGAACUCCAUUCAUAAAGACUACAUCACCGAGAAACUCUUCAACCCGCUGAUCCUCGGCACGGUUCCUGUAGUCCUGGGGCCGCCCAGGAGGAACUAUGAGGAACUAAUACCAGCCGGUGCAUUCAUUCACAUUGAAGACUUCUCCACUCCUGAAGGACUCGCGCAACAUCUGAAGCUCCUGGAGAAGAACGAAGACCUGUACAUGCAGUACUUCAGCUGGAGAGAGGAUUUGGUGGCCAGUGAGUCUCGCUUUGGUCUCGAGCACGCCUGCAGGGCUUGUGAUCAUAUCAGAAGAAAUCAGAACUACAGAGUAGUCAAUGAGCUCAAUGGAUGGUACUGGGGAUGAUGGUUCACAAUCAUUUCUAGAAAAACUAGGCGGU